AAGCGCUUGUGUACUAUAAAUGAAUUUCCGCCUUCCUGAGCGGUCCUUUCCUGUCUGCGGCCUACGGCAAAAUGGCGGUGCAGAUUUCUAAGAAGAGAAAGUUUGUCUCAGAUGGCAUCUUCAAAGCUGAGCUGAACGAGUUCCUGACUCGUGAGCUGGCCGAGGAUGGGUACUCCGGUGUGGAGGUCCGAGUCACACCAACAAGGACAGAGAUCAUCAUCCUAGCCACCAGGACCCAGAAUGUCCUGGGAGAGAAAGGCCGUCGCAUUAGGGAACUGACUGCUGUCGUCCAGAAGAGGUUUGGGUUCCCAGAGGGCAGCGUGGAGCUCUAUGCUGAGAAGGUUGCCACCAGAGGGCUGUGCGCCAUCGCCCAGGCAGAGUCUCUGCGCUACAAGUUGCUCGGAGGCUUGGCUGUCCGUAGGGCCUGUUACGGUGUCCUGCGCUUCAUCAUGGAGAGCGGGGCCAAGGGUUGUGAGGUGGUUGUCUCUGGUAAGCUGAGGGGUCAGAGAGCCAAGUCCAUGAAGUUUGUGGAUGGUCUGAUGAUCCACAGUGGAGAUCCAGUCAACUACUACGUCGACACCGCUGUCCGCCACGUCCUGCUCAGACAGGGUGUGCUCGGCAUCAAGGUUAAGAUCAUGCUUCCCUGGGACCCCAGCGGCAAGAUCGGCCCCAAGAAGCCUCUGCCUGACCACGUCAGCAUCGUGGAGCCCAAAGAGGAGAUCCUCCCCACCACCCCGGUGUCCGAACAGAAAGGAGCCAAGCCUGAGGUCCCUGUCAUGCCACAAGGAGCUCCUGUACCCACCGCAUAAAGGGUGUUCGCUAUUGGAUGAUGAAAAGGUCGUCAUUUUCUGUACAAAAAUAAAAGGAGAAAUACAA
Messenger RNA from Colossoma macropomum (tambaqui), 876 nucleotides. RefSeq names its product ribosomal protein S3 (gene rps3). The transcript is spliced from 7 exons. Gene Ontology annotation, biological process: positive regulation of apoptotic signaling pathway; translation. NCBI's taxonomy places the organism in Eukaryota, Metazoa, Chordata, Actinopteri, Characiformes, Serrasalmidae. Bases 72 to 809 code for a protein of 245 amino acids. Gene Ontology annotation, cellular component: cytosolic small ribosomal subunit; nucleus. Gene Ontology annotation, molecular function: structural constituent of ribosome; RNA binding. The record is from RefSeq and is a predicted model, not a curated record.